AUAUAUAUAAAAUAUAUAAUAUAUAUAUGUGCAUAUACAUUUUUAUAGAACGUGGAUAUAAAUAUAUCGUAGAUCUAUUCAAGUUAAGCAAAAGUGAGGUUAAGUUUUCCCUUUCUUAUCUUUUUCGUGCAUAAUAAUUUGUUAUAUAUAACAUAACUAACACACACACACAUAUAUAUUGUAUGUAUAUAUAUAUACAUAUGAGUAAUAAGUCAGUUUCGUCCUACCACAAAACUCAUCUAUAUCUCUUUUUCUUUUAUUCUCCUUCCCUCUCUCUCUCUCUCUCUCUCACCAUCUUUCUUUUGUUCUAUUUUUUCAUUCUCUAUCUCUUUCCAACGCUCUUAACUUAAUUCCGUUUCUCCUGGUCGAACUCGCGUGUGUAUUCACAUUGUGUUCUCUUUCGUUGGUGGUGCGUCGUGAUAUAGGAUAAUAAGAAGAAUUUGAAAGGUAACAUAGUGAGACAAAACGAGAUGACGGCGAUGUUGGUGUCUGUCGCGGAAUUGUCGAACAUUUUUUCCGUCCUUGCUGUACUAAUAUGUUUCUGCGGUGUCUUCUUAUUUAUUAUGAGAAACAUGAUAGUACUACGUGUACACGGGGACGAGCUGAUGUUUGGCAGCGGUGGCAGCGUUAUGGCACAUACACCUCGAAUUCCGCAAAUGGAAAUGAUGAAAGUUCACAUUCCGUUCACCUUCAAACUUCACGAAAGCUUCAAGAGUACCUAUGCCGAAGUUGAGUGCGAGGUAUCCAGUCAGGUUGAAUACUCACUACAGGCUAUGUGGGGUGUCAGCAUAAGGGAACUUCACUUGGCCCUUUGGAAGCCCUGGAGCAAUCUCAGAGAGGCGUCCUUGAACGGCACGCUUCUCCAAAACCACGCUCAAUAUUUAACACCACCACAAACACAACCACAUGGAGAAGAAACAUUGAGAUUAUCGCUUCCGGCACCAGAAUUAGAGUUGGGAACACCACCACGGCUUUGUUAUCCGUUAGUGAUAUUCCUCACUCGCAGAGAUAAUGGCGAUCCACAUCCUGAUGAAACUGUUGCUUUGGUGAAUGUCGUCCAUAUUAAGGACAACGUGUGCACAUUGCCGACCUCGAUUUUAGCACAAUAUUUGAAGCAAGCUAAUGGGCAAUUAUCCUGUCUCAAGCAAUUAUAUCUGGCUACUGGAAAUUCAACGAAUUACGACGAAGGUGAAGUGUCAUCUGGCUUGGGCCCAGCAUUGGCAUUAGCCGAACCAUGUAACAAUAAUGGCAGUUCAACGAGAGGUGCUUUGGUAGCAUCGGGUAAUAGUGAUUCCGAGGGUUCAUUUUGGAACACAACCGGCGAACAACUUUGCGUAGUUUGCCAAUAUUUUCCAUUGUCACGUGCCCUAUUACCGUGCAGGCAUACUUGCAUAUGUGCAUCCUGUUUCGGUAAGCUCGAUCGUUGUCCGAUGUGUCGUAGCCCGAUUAAAAGUUAUUUUUGUAUUCGCGGAGAGGAAUAUAUGCCAAUUGAAAAGGACACGAAUAAAUGCUGUAAACAACAAAGACAAACAAACCAUGGACCAACACAUUGGUUGCAUGAUUGGAACGACAGAUUAACUGAUUUCCUUGGAUUUGCACGAUAGAUGUUUGUGUGUGUGCAUGUGUGUGUGUAUGGGUGGGGUGGAUGGGUGGGUGUUAAUAUGUAUGGAUAUGUAUAUAGGAAGGAGGAUAUAAAUCGCGAUAAUUUUAAAUAUUAUAAAUUUAUUCCUUCUUCAAAUUUUUCAAUCGAAUAUUUUUAAUUAUUUUCAACUACACUCUAUUCAUCUCUCUUAUAUUCGUACGAGUUAUAGGAAAUAAUAACAAGAAGAAAAAAAGAGAGCGAGAGAGAGAGAGAGAGAGAGAGAAGAAAGAAGUGAUAAAAAUUAAUAAUACCAAGGCUAUUCCGAGUGAUCCCACAAGUUCCAAUUAAUGAUCAUGGAUCUUUUGUAUGAUUGGUUGGUUUUAUAUCGUGCGAACGUAUAUAUAUUUUAGGUUUGUUAUGAUACUUGUUAAAAGAGAAAAGAAAACAAUCUAUGAGAGGGAGAGAGGGAGAGGGAGAGAGAGAGAGAGAGAGAGAGAGAGAGAGAGAGAGAGAGAAUAGUAAUUUUCUCUUUAUCACAUUUAUGUAAUAAAUGUAUGCGUAUGUAAGUCUUGAAAGAAUCUAAAAACUACUUUAGUCGAUCCUUUGCGUCGAUCCUUCGCGUAUCCAUUUCUUUAUUUUUUUCUUCUUCUUCUUCUUUUUCUUAUUAUUAUUAUUUCUAAUUUAUCGACAAAGUUCUGAAAAAUCUCUUAGAAUUCUAAUCGAGUAAUCAAGUCACAUCACAUUUUACUACAAGAUCGAAUUAGCAUAAAGUCUGAAUUUUUUCAACUUUGUUGUUAAUGAAUUGAUUGAAUGUGAAAAUAUUAAGCCUACUUAAAAAAAAAAAAAAAAAAAAAAAAAGAAGAAAAAAGAAUAAAAAAAAGAAUAAAAAAAAA
Vespa mandarinia (Asian giant hornet) is the source of this 2475-nucleotide messenger RNA. Its product is annotated as cell growth regulator with RING finger domain protein 1. NCBI's taxonomy places the organism in Eukaryota, Metazoa, Arthropoda, Insecta, Hymenoptera, Vespidae. Gene Ontology annotation, biological process: negative regulation of cell growth. The record is from RefSeq and is a predicted model, not a curated record.